Messenger RNA from Prorocentrum cordatum, 649 nucleotides. Lineage: Eukaryota; Dinophyceae; Prorocentrales; Prorocentraceae. The record is from the annotation of a GenBank genome assembly.
CGCCACUGCCGAGGCGCCACUGCCGAGGCGCGCGCAUUCGGCGCCGCCGCCGCAGCGGCGGCCGUCGCUGCCGCGAGCACUCGCUGGUGCCCCUCUUGGCGCGUGGGGCCCCGCUUGCGCCGGCGGCCGCGCCGUGGCUGUCGCACGGCCGCUGCGACAGCUGCAGGGGCGCUGCCGCAGGCCCAGGGAUCUCCCCUGGUGGAGGUGACCAUAGCCACGGAGGAGCCGGCUGCGCUCGCAGAGCUCCUGCUGGGGCUCGGGGCCAGCGCCGCGACGGUGACCCCUGCGGCGGCGGCGGGUGGCGGCGACCCCUCGCUGGAGGUCAUGCGCGCCGCGCCAGGCGACCCUGCGCCGCUGUGGAGGCACAGCGAGGUCACCGCCAUGUUCGACUGCCAGGCGGACCUGGACGAGGUGGCCCGCGCUGUGCAGGAGGCGUUCGAGCUCGAGGCCGCGCCCGAGCUCCGACCCGUGCCCGUCGAGGACAAGGACUGGGUGACGCACGUGCAGCAGCUGUGGGAGCCGCUUCCGCUGGGGAGCCGGUUCGAGGUGAGGCUGCCGUGGCACCCAGGGCCCCCCGGCGGGGAGCCCCUCGAGGCGGGGCGGGUGGGCCUCCGCCUGGAGGGCGGCGCCGCCUUCGGCCUCGGGGACC